AAUAAGCGCCGGAAACCCGUAUUCCGUUCUCCAUAGAAACGCGCCAGAAACGCCGCUGAGCCUCGUCAGGUGUUCUCGGGAGAGGAGUCUGGGUGAGGGGACUAGAGCGAAGGAAGUUUAGGGAAGUAAGUUGGGCCCUGAAGAGGUCGCUGCAGACUCAGGAGAGACUCAAUUCCGCGUGUGGGUCCUGACAAGAGACAAGAAAUGAAUGAAGAGAAAGGAGGUCCCAGGACCUAGAUAGUGUCUUAUCUGGGCCACUUUUGACUGGUGACUAGAUUUCUAACUAGAAAUUUAGAGCAUAUCCAGAAGAGACAAAGACAGAAUAUCCCAGUUGCUGGCCAUUUCUCAAAACAGAAGAAAAUGAUCAAUGCCCAGGAAUCGCUGACACUGGAGGACGUGGCCGUGGACUUCACCUGGGAGGAGUGGCAGCUCCUGGCCCCCGCCCAGAAGGACCUGUACCGGGACGUGAUGUUGGAGAACUACAACAACCUGGUGUCAGUGGUAGGGUAUCAAGCCAGCAAACCAGAUGCACUCUCCAAGCUGGAACGAGGGGAGGAACCGUGGGCGAAACAGGAAGAAGUCCCCAGUGGAACCCAGCCAGAACCUAGCAAAGUUGAUAAUCACCUGCAAGGUCACUGGGAAAAUCCAAGAAUGCUGAAAGGUAUGGAACAAAACCACAAACACAAUGCAUUUGGAAAUACUGUUCCUCAAAGCAAAAGUCAUUUUCCUUCCAGGCAAAAUCAUAUGCUUGAGUUCUAUAUAAAAACUUUGAAGUCAAAUUUAAGUUUAGUCAACCAGAGCAAAAGCUGUGAAAUUAAAAACUCUACUAAAUUCAAUAGAGAUGAGAAAUUAUUUCUGCAUGAUAAGCAUGAAGAUUUUAAUUCUGCUGUUAAACUCCCUAUAAGCGCAAAACCUAUUAGCAAUAAGUCCCAAGUCAUUAAGCAUCAGAGAACUCAUGAAAUAGAGAAACCCCAUGUAUGCAGUGAAUGUGGAAAAGCCUUCAUUAAGAAGUCCCAGCUCACAGAUCAUCACAGAGUUCAUACAGGAGAGAAACCUUAUGGAUGCAAUAUUUGUGCGAAAGUAUUCUCCAGAAAGUCCAGGCUCAAUGAACAUCAGAGAAUUCAUAAAAGAGAGAAAUCCUUUCUAUGCAAUGAUUGUGGAAAAGUCUUCACCAUGAAGAGCCGUCUAAUUGAACACCAGCGAACUCACACUGGAGAGAAACCCUAUGUAUGUAACGAAUGUGGGAAAGGUUUCCCAGGGAAGCGUAAUCUCAUUGUACAUCAGCGAAAUCAUACUGGAGAGAAAUGCUAUGUAUGCAGUGAAUGUGGAAAGGGCUUCACUGGGAAGAGCAUGCUCAUCAUACACCAGCGAACUCAUACAGGAGAGAAACCCUACAUCUGCAGUGAAUGUGGGAAAGGCUUCACCACGAAGCACUAUGUCAUCAUUCAUCAACGAAAUCACACAGGAGAGAAACCCUUUAUAUGCAAUGAAUGUGGGAAAGGUUUCACGAUGAAGAGUCGACUGAUUGAACAUCAGCGAACUCACACAGGUGAGAAACCCUAUGUAUGCGAUGAAUGUGGAAAAGGCUUUCCCAGGAAGAGUAAUCUCAUUGUACAUCGGAGAAAUCAUACAGUAGAGAAAUCCUAUGUAUGCAGUGAAUGUGGAAAAGGUUUCACCGUGAAGAGCAUGCUCAUCAUACACCAACGAACUCAUACUGGAGAGAAACCCUACAUCUGCAGUGAAUGUGGGAAAGGCUUCCCCUUGAAGAGUCGACUGGUCGUACAUCAACGAACACAUACUGGAGAGAAACCUUACAGAUGCAGUGAAUGUGGGAAAGGUUUCAUUGUGAAUAGUGGACUGAUGUUACAUCAGCGAACUCACACUGGAGAGAAACCCUAUAUAUGCAAUAAAUGUGGAAAAGGUUUUGCCUUUAAGAGCAAUCUUGUGGUACAUCAGCGAACUCAUACUGGAGAGAAACCCUUUACGUGCAGUGAAUGUGGAAAAGGCUUCACCAUGAAACGCUAUCUCAUUGUACAUCAACAAAUCCAUACAGGAGAGAAAUCAUACAUAUGCAGCGAAUGUGGUAAAGGCUUUGCUAUGGAAACUGAGCUCAUUUUACAUCAGCAAAUUCAUACUGGAGAGAAACCUUAUGCAUGCAAUGAAUGUGGUAAAGGCUUCACUGUGAAAAGCCGACUAAUCGUUCAUCAGCGAACUCAUACAGGAGAGAAACCUUUUAUAUGCAGUGAAUGUGGAAAAGGCUUCUCCUCAAAGAGAAAUCUUAUUGUACAUCAGAGAACUCAUAAUGGAAACAAACCUCAAUGACACCAUGAAUAGCGUCACACCCUCAGGAGGAAAAUAUGCCUUGUGCAACAUCAGAGAUUUCACACAGAAUUGACUUCCUUUAUUUGUACUGACUGUGGAAAAUCCCAUUCAUUACCUACCGGGGAAUUAUGCAGCAAACUAUGUAUACAGUUAAUGGGAGAAAGCCUUCAAUACCAAGUCAGCACCCAUUGUACAUCAAAGAAUUCAUAGAAUAGAAAGACUAUGGAUUUAAUAACUGCGGGCCACCUUUCUCUCAUUUGUCAAGCCUUGUUAAUACACACAAGAAAUGUGUAAGUCAAGGUACACAAGCCUUUGCAGAGAAUCUGAACUCAUUACAUACAAGUGAACUCAUUCAGGGGACAAACCAUGAUACUUCAGUGAACUCCUUAAACAUCAGUGUGCUCCCAGCAUACCUGAAUAUAGUCAGUAUAGAUUAAUUAGCCUGUUGCUAGAUUUUCACCCUUGGGGAAUACUGAGUUUGCAUAGGAGUGAAGUUUAGUGAAUGCAGAGAAUGUGCUAGUGCCUUCAGUGAUCAAUUACCUCACGUUGUAUGUCAAAACAGGAAACAAAACUGACAUAUUCAAUGCAGAAAAGUCCUGAGGAAACAUUUCUAGGUAAUUACAUAUCUGAAAAGUAUAUAUUAAGACGAAUCUUAUGAAUGGAGAGAGUAGGAAAGCCUCCUAUGGGAAUAAAGACCCUGUCUCAUCAGUGAUCAUAAUAGAUCCCACCAGCGAGCUUACACAUAGUGGCAACAUGAUGAUUGUGCAAAAGCCUUUGCCUGGAAGUCAAACCUUAAUAGUUGUGUGAUAUUCACGUUAAAGGAAAAUGGCAGUGAAUAUGAAUUUUAGUGAUAUUUCUGCCUCAUCAUUUCUCAUGAAUUCAUACAGACAUAAAACUCAUGAACACACUAAAUGUGGAGUAACUAGGAAAUUAUCAGAAAUUUUGAAGGAGGGCGCCUGGGUGGCUCAUUUGGUUAAGCGACUGCCUUUGGCUCAGGUCAUGAUCCUGGAGUCCGAGGAUCGGGUCCUGCAUCGGGCUCCCUGUUCGGCGGGGAGUCUGCUUCUCCCUCUGAUCCUUCCCCCUUCAUGCUCUCUCUCUCUCAAAUAAAAUCUUUAAAAAAAAUUUUUUUUGAAGGAAAGAAGCCUCAUGAAAACAAUGCAUACCUGAGUUUUUCAUCACAAGUCUAUACUUCUACAUCUGAUGUCCAUUUUGGGGCAGGAUACCUUGAACCAUAUUCUCAGUGAUGCCAUCGUUUUAAAGUAGGCUAUUCUCAACACUGAUUAAAUUUUAAUGUACACAAUGCAGGGGUGUUCUGUACCCAACUGUAUCAUAGGAUUACCUCUUGCAUUUCUUGGGUUCUAAAGUCAUCUCUUUCAGGCAAAAGAAAAAGGAAUAUAUUUUUAAAUGUAAUUUAACAUAUUAGGGUGUAUUUAUUCAAGUUUGUAAGUAGUUUACAAAAAUAAUCUUAUAUAUGAUUUUUUCUAAGUUUUUUGAAAUAAUUUUAGAUUCACAAAAAAUUAUAAAGUAUACAAUGUUCCUGAGUACACGUACUCAGCUUUUUCAGUGACAUUAUCUUACAUAACCAUAAUACAUAAUCAAAACCAAUAAAAUGACAUUGGUACAAUGCUGUUAAGUCAACUGUAGACCUUAUUUGGUUUUCACUAGUGUUUGCAUGCAUUAAUUUAUGUGAUGUUUUGUUUUGUUUUUUAGUGUAGAGUUCUAAGAAACUUAAUCACAUACAUAGAUUCCUGUAAAUCCCACCACAAUCAGGAUACAGAAUUGUUGUGCCAACACAAAGAAACAUCCAUGUACUGCCCCUUUAUAGUCACACUCUCCCCACAACCCUGACCCAUCGCGACCACUGACCAGUACUCCAUCACUCUGAUUUUGUCAUUUCAAGGGUGCUGUUAAAAUGGAAUGAUACAGUGUGACCUUUGGGAUAGGCUUUAUUUCAUGCAGCAAAUUGCCCUUAAGAUUCAUCCAAUUUGUUGGGCAUAUAAGUAGUUUUACUUUUUGUUACUGAGUGGUAUUCUUUUGUUAUGAACGUAUCAUGGCUUAUCUGUUCAAUGUUGGUGGACUUUGGGUUGUUUCUAGUGUUUCACUGUUAAGAAUAAAGAUGCUAUGAAU
Messenger RNA from Mirounga angustirostris (Northern elephant seal), 4449 nucleotides. RefSeq names its product zinc finger protein 432 (gene ZNF432). The transcript is spliced from 5 exons. The coding region runs from base 361 to 2322 and encodes 653 amino acids. Gene Ontology annotation, molecular function: RNA polymerase II cis-regulatory region sequence-specific DNA binding; DNA-binding transcription repressor activity, RNA polymerase II-specific. Gene Ontology annotation, biological process: regulation of transcription by RNA polymerase II. The record is from RefSeq and is a predicted model, not a curated record. Gene Ontology annotation, cellular component: nucleoplasm. NCBI's taxonomy places the organism in Eukaryota, Metazoa, Chordata, Mammalia, Carnivora, Phocidae.